Molecule: messenger RNA, 207 nt
Organism: Mesocestoides corti
Lineage: Eukaryota; Metazoa; Platyhelminthes; Cestoda; Cyclophyllidea; Mesocestoididae
Source: the annotation of a GenBank genome assembly
AUGUCCACUAGGUCCAGCAUGGAUGAUAAAGAAAUAGAUGACAUCCUGAGGCAAUUUGGCCUGGAUAAACUUGCUCGUGGGCGUGUUCCGGAAGCCGAAUCAAGGUUAAAGCUUGGCGGACGCUCAAAGGAAGAUGUCCAAGACGCGGCUGGAAAAAGUGUUCAAAAUGUAGAAGAUGCUGCUGCAAAACCCAAACCACGCAUGUAA